This is a messenger RNA of Coccidioides posadasii C735 delta SOWgp, 2058 nucleotides long. The record is from RefSeq and is a predicted model, not a curated record. NCBI's taxonomy places the organism in Eukaryota, Fungi, Ascomycota, Eurotiomycetes, Onygenales, Onygenaceae.
AACGCCAUCACCUCUUUGAAUCUGUAUCAGUCGUGUCAUCUUUGAUUUUACUGCAUUUGUAUCGAUGCUUCCCUCGCUUUUACAUUUCCUACCCCGGUUCGGACGAUGGAAGCCCCUAAGCUUUUCCAAUUUGAACUUUCCCCGGAUACCACUGGCUCAAAAAAUCGAAGAAGAGACAAUCCCAGGUUACGUCGCCGCGCGGUACUAUCCCGUUCGCAUUGGGGAGGUCUUCAAUGAGAGAUACCAAGUCGUUGGUAAACUCGGAUAUGGAGCAACUUCGACAGUGUGGCUUGCGCGGGACAUGAACCGCCGCAAUUAUGUUACCCUCAAGAUAUUCAUUACAUCUACAUCCAUGGGCCAGCAAUUGGAUGGCGAGCUCAAUAUGUACAAACGCCUGGAGCGAGGCUCGAAAUCUCAUCCUGGUCGCAAAGCUGUGCGGAUGCUUCUCGACUCUUUUGAUGUUAAUGGGCCCACAGAUAAACACAGAUGCCUUGUACAUCCUCCCCUAUGGGAGAGCGUCUUGACCUUUCUUCGCCGCAACCCAAUUCACAGGCUGCCCGUUCCAGUCAUGGCAACUGUACUAAAGUAUCUCCUUCUAGCACUGGACUAUUUGCAUUCCGAAUGCAAGAUUAUCCACGGUGACAUCAAAUCCGAUAACAUCAUGCUCGGCAUUGCUGAUGAUUCGGUUUUCACUCAUUUUGAGGAAAGCGAGCUUCAAACACCCUGUCCACGGAAAGAACUAGAUGAUGGUCGCAUCAUCUACGAGUCCCGCCAACUCACAAUGCCAAAGAACUUUGCCCCCCCUGUGUUAUGCGAUUUUGGGUCAGCCAUGCCUGGAGAUGUUGAUGAGCAUUUGGAAGAUAUCCAACCAAACUUCUAUCGAGCGCCAGAGGUGAUCCUCGAGAUUCCAUGGUCAUACAGCGUUGAUAUAUGGAACGCAGGCUGUGUGGUGUGGGAUAUGUUCGAAGGCGAGUUUCUGUUUACUGGACAUGAUCCGGAACUCCAGACCUACCGAAGUAGAGCACAUCUAGCUGAGAUGAUUGGUCUUCUUGGGCCACCGCCGCCUAACCUCCUUGCUCAGGGUAGGCUGACGAGCAAAUUCUUUUCAGAGGAAGGCGAAUUUUGUGCCGGAAUUCCUUUGCAAGAUCCAGUUCCACUCGAAGAGAGAGAAACUGCUCUCAAGGAACAACAGGAGGACAGGGAGAAGUUUCUGUGUCUGAUGCGGAAAAUGGUUCAGUGGGAACCGGGCAAGCGAAGCUCUGCGAAGGAACUUAUGCAAGAUGAAUGGAUCCGUGCGCAUUCAUGAAAAGGAAAAUGCCGGCCUUGGUUCAGCCUUCAUCACAAAUCUGAGCCGCCAUCUCGGAUCUCUUGAGAACCUGUGACUUGGUUUAUUCAGUGAGGGAUCAGAAGACCUAGUCACAUAAGCCAUCAAAGCAAGAAGAACGAUAGAAGAGCCUACGAGCAGCAUCCCGAUAAAGCCGGCAACAAACUUAUCCCCUGCAAACCAAGUUCUAUUCCCGAGGUCCCUCUUCAGCAGCCAUGUCCACGGGUCCUCCCUGUGUGGCCGACGUCGAAUACUCGCGUUUAUCGCCAACUCUGAUGGUGCCAGUACCGUUCGCAUAGAUGUGAUGGGUUCGAGCCGGCCCAUUGGUAGGCUUGACUCGAGCGCUGAUAAUCAGCUCUUUAUCUUUAGGGUUGUAAUGAGAUCGAUGGAUAGGGCUACUGCUGUCGUUGCGGUGCCUAUGUGAACAGUCAUUCGAUUUCGCCGACUUUCUAAGAGAGGUUUAGAGUACAGAAUUUCAUUAUCGUUCUAGGAUGUUGCGUACCUUGACGGCACCAUUGGCCGCAUAAUGAUCUACCGCCUGCCGGAACUCCGGCGUGAGAAGCUCCUUAUCAUAGCCCAACCAUCUCACAAGGGUCCGAGCGGUUGAAGAGAAUGCACGGGCCAUAAUGGUUGCUCCUUGGUGUAUCGAGUAGAGAACUAGAUGGAUCAGAAGCAGAAGGAUUUUACGUGAGAUUGAAGAUAACAAUGCAGAGAGCCAUCAGAUCUUGUCCUGG